GGUCCUGGGCGAGCCGAGCGCCGCGCUCCCGGCUCCGGCUUCCUCCCGCUCGUCGCCGCGGCGGACUCGCCGUCGGGGCUGCCGGGCGAUGCUCUCGCUUGCAAGAUGCCGGUCAAGCUCAGGAUCCGCUACAACCUGGUGGACGACGCCGGAGACGCGCGGCUGCCGCUGCACAACGAGGAAGCCUUCCAGCACGGGAUCCACUUCCAGGCCAAGUACAUUGGCAGUCUGGACGUGCCAAGACCCAACAGUCGCGUGGAGAUAGUGGCCGCGAUGAGGAGGAUCCGGUAUGAAUUUAAGGCCAAGAACAUCAAAAAGAAGAAGGUCAACAUCAUUAUCUCGGUGGACGGAGUGAAGGUGAUCUUGCGCAAGAAGCAGAAGAGAAAGGAGUGGGCCUGGGACGAGGGGAAGAUGGUGGUCAUGCAGGAUCCUGUUUACAGGAUUUUCUACGUCUCUCACGAUUCCCAGGACCUGAAGAUCUUCAGCUACAUCGCCAGGGAUGGUGCCAACGACUCUUUCCGGUGCAAUGUCUUCAAAUCCAAGAAGAAGACGCAGGCCAUGCGGGUGGUCCGGACGGUGGGCCAGGCCUUCGAGGUCUGCCACAAGCUGAGCCUCCAACAUGCCCUGCAGGAUGCCGACGGCCAGGCAGACGGAGCCAGCAACAAUUCUGCGGACGACCCCCAGGGGGAAGGUUUCCAGCUGGCCGGGGCAGCGAUGGCCGGCGAAGAAAACGGUCCCGAGGGGGCAUUUGCGCCCGACUUUGGAGCCCGUGAGCUGCGCUUGGCCCCACCCAACCUGGGGGUGCCGCAAUCUGGUGUGAUCCUGAAGGACAGGAGCAGACAGGAAAACGAGGCCGGGUCGCUCCGCCCUUCCACCGCACAGCCGCUGGGCAGCCCCGCAAGCCCCAGCUCGCCCGCCUCCGUGACCCCGCUGGCCUCCCAGCACUGCCUCCAGCUCCUCCAGCACCAACUCCUGCAGCAGCAGACGCAGACGCAGGUGGCUGCGGCUCAGGUGCAGCUAUUGAAAGACCAGCUGUCGGCCGAAACCGCGGCCCGCGUUGAAGCCCAGGCCCGUGUCCGGCAGCUCCUGAUGACCAACCGCCACCUCCUCCAGCACGUCUCCUCGCUGGUGAGGCAGCUCAAGGAGCUAGAGAUCAAGGUACACCUGCGGCAUCCAGUUGACCGUUCCCUGCCGAACCUGACCGUGGCGCAGUCCCUCUCCCUCAACUUAAAGAACCACUACAGCCUCGAAAUCAACCUGCUGUCCGCCUCGACGCCCGCCAGCGCCCUGGGCAGCCCCGUGGCGCCGAUGGGCGGGGCUUGUGAGCCUUACCUGAACCUGUCCGACCUGGAGAAGGGAAGCCAGCUGACCCAGUGGGCGGAGAGCGAGGAGCACCUGGCGGUCCUGGAGGGGCCCGGCGGCCUCCGCAGCGUCGAGGGGUCCGAGGCCGCAGACUGCGGGGCGCUCGGGGGAACGGGCCAGACGAAGAGCGGCAACCUGGCGCAGGAGGAGAGGCUGCAGCCCCACAUCCCCAGGCUGAACCCACCCCCUCCAGGGGUGCGCAGGAGGUCCAGCAAAACCACCUCGCCCACCCUAGAAGCCGAGGCGGACGCCACAGCAGUGACCACCAGCACCAGCACCUCUGGGCCCGGCCACGGCACGUCCACGCUCGCCAGCAUCGCCGUCUUCUCCCUGGCCCCCUUGGAGUCUGAGCCCCGGACGCUGGCGAGAGGUCGCACUUGCGGCCGUGCCGAAAACCAGGUGCGGGCCGGGGAGGGGGGACAGGCCCCCCCAGCCAGAGGGACCUCGGGCCGAGCCGAGAAAGGCCCCGCCCGGGAUCCGGAGGGCAGCUUGUCCGGCCGGCGUCCUUUCCUCUCCUCGGCCGGCAAGGAAACCUGCUUGCGCAUCAGUCUCUCGGAGGACGAGCUGGACAGCUCGGGGCCCUGCCUUGCCCGCGCAUAAUGCGCUCGGGGAGCAGGCCGUUGCCCGGCGCGGACCGUGGGGUUUAGAGGCGGCUUGUAGGGCGCUGUGGCGCCAGAGGUGGGGGAGUCUCCGAAAUGGCCACCAGUUCCCGUAUGAGCGGCGCCCAAGGAGCAAAAGUGGGAGACUUUGAGCCGGGAGCCAUGUGCUCUCCGAAAGAAGGGUCUGCCGCCGUUGUCUUCCACACAAGCAGAAGCCUCGACAAACUGGGUGACCCGGGACGGAGGAACACCGAAGGACCUCGUGUCACCCCCCAGGGUCGGGGCCGGCGCCUCCACUCAGGCCAACUAGGCCAUCGCCUAGAGCGCUGAAGUGGAGGGGGCGCUGAACAGCCCGCCGCCUGCAGGGCCGUCUCUGGGCCCGGGCUGGGGAAGGAGGACGACGCGCAAAGCCCCCCCCCGCCAGCCGCGUUGCCACGCAAAGUCCCAUAGGCGCGCGGGAGCGCGAGCCUAAGGCCACCUCGCUG
This is a messenger RNA of Zootoca vivipara (common lizard), 2446 nucleotides long. RefSeq names its product carboxyl-terminal PDZ ligand of neuronal nitric oxide synthase protein. Gene Ontology annotation, molecular function: nitric-oxide synthase binding. NCBI's taxonomy places the organism in Eukaryota, Metazoa, Chordata, Lepidosauria, Squamata, Lacertidae. The record is from RefSeq and is a predicted model, not a curated record.